AUGGGUAGAAGGGAAAGACCUCCAGUUGACCGGAUUAGAAAGCAAGGAGCCCAAGAGUUUCUAGCUAACAUAGAUGACGAUCCAAAAAGAGUGAAAUUUUGGGUCGAGAAUACCAUCCGGGUCUGUGAUGAGUUGUCAUGCACACCAGAGGAGUGCAUGAAGUGCGUGGUAUCGCUUCUAAGAGAUUUAGCUUACCUGUGGUGGAAUACCCUCGUGUCGGUUGUGCCGAGGAAGAAAGUGACUUGGGAGAUUUUCCAAGAGGAAUUUCGCAAGAAGUAUAUCAGUCAAAGGUUUAUGGAUCAAAAGAGAAAGGAGUUCUUUAAGUUGAAACAGGGUAAAAUGACAGUUACCGAGUAUGAGCGUAAGUCUGUGAGGCUUAGCAAAUACGCUCGGGAAUGUGUGUCUAAUGAAGCCAUCAUGUGUAAAAAAUUUGAGGAUGGAUUGAACGAAGACAUUCGAUUGUUGGUCAGUAUCCUUGAAUUGAAAGAGUUUGUUGUGUUGUUUGAGAGAGCAUGCAAGGUUGAAGAAUUGGCUAAAGAAAAGCGGAAAGCUAAUAUGGAGUCUUGA
Gossypium arboreum is the source of this 567-nucleotide messenger RNA. RefSeq lists its product as uncharacterized. The transcript has a single exon. NCBI's taxonomy places the organism in Eukaryota, Viridiplantae, Streptophyta, Magnoliopsida, Malvales, Malvaceae. Bases 1 to 567 code for a protein of 188 amino acids. The record is from RefSeq and is a predicted model, not a curated record.